This is a messenger RNA of Zootoca vivipara (common lizard), 3027 nucleotides long. RefSeq names its product DGCR8 microprocessor complex subunit (gene DGCR8). Gene Ontology annotation, cellular component: microprocessor complex. NCBI's taxonomy places the organism in Eukaryota, Metazoa, Chordata, Lepidosauria, Squamata, Lacertidae. Gene Ontology annotation, molecular function: identical protein binding; double-stranded RNA binding; heme binding. Gene Ontology annotation, biological process: primary miRNA processing. The record is from RefSeq and is a predicted model, not a curated record.
AGAUGGCGGCCGUGGCAACGAGAAGGCGGUUUCCCUGAGAGGGGGCGGGAGGGAAGGGAAAUAAAAGAAGCUCCCGCGACGGAGGAGGAGAAGGAAAAAAAAAGAUAACGACGCCGGCGCGGCCCCUUCCUCCUGCGCCGACUGGUUUCUCCCCCCUCACUUUGGCUUUGGAGGUGGGGCGAGGAGAAAGCACAAACGCGAGCCCUCGAGCGAGGAUCGGCAGGGACUACUCCGGGCAUGGCCCAGGUUGAAAGAAGAAAAGGACACCUGCAUGCGGCCAAUGAAGAUGCUCUUUACUUCGACAUCAGCUAUUUAAGCUGAAUGCAUUGUGAUUUCCAGUAAUUGAGACAGUGGUUCUGAAAGCUGUCUACAUUAAUGAAAAGAACAAUGUAGUCAGCUUAAUUGAAUCAUCAGUGUUGCAUAUUGAAUAGAGCAUGACAAAUCCGAUCUUGAUGGACUUCUGCAUGUUAGGAGUAUAGAUAAAUAUACCUUUUAUUUAAAGCCUUGUUUUUUGUAAGUUUUAAUUAUGGAGAAUUAUGAAAAUGCACCUCCCCUUCCAAAAGAGCCAGCAACAGAAGCGAAUGUGGAGAACCAUUCUUGUCCCCCACCACUGCCGCCUAAUGAACAGCCUCCACCACCUCCCCUGCAAACGUCCAGUGACGCAGAGGUAAUGGACGUUGGCUCUGGUGGUGAUGGACAGUCAGAUACCCCUGCUGGGGACGCACAUACUGUCGGCAGAAUACAACUUCUCACAAAGGGAUCGUCAUGCUACAAAAGUCGUCUUAUUCUAGAUCCUAAAAGUGACCAAAGCCCAAGAACUGCUCGUCAUGCGCCGUCAGUUAGAAAGUUCACCCCUGAUCUUAAGUUGCUUAAAGAUGUAAAGAUUAGUGUUAGCUUUACAGAGAGCUGCAAAAGUAAAGACAGAAAAGUUCUGUACACUGGAGCUGAGCACAGUUAUGAGGCAGAUACAGAUUUAGGUAUUAAUAAUGUUAAUGGGGAUAUGCAUGCUUGUCCUCUGGGUGGGGGUAAUAAUGGUCAAGCUACACGGGUAGCCGGUGAAAAUGAUGACAAAAAGGAGGAUGAAAAUGAUGUAGAUCAGGAAAAGCGAGUUGAGUAUGCAGUUCUGGAUGAUUUAGAAGAUUUUACAGAAAAUUUGAUGGAAAUAGAUGAAGAAGGAGGGUUUACGUCUAAAGCAAUCGUUCAGAGAGACAAAGUGGAUGAAGAAACCUUAAGCUAUUCUUACGAGGAUGAAUUUGAUAAUGAUGUGGAUGCUUUGCUGGAAGAAGGCCUUUCUGUUCCUAAGAAAAGGAGAAUUGAUGAGAAAUAUGCAGGGGAGAGUGACCAUCAAUCUGAUGGAGAAACAACUGUGCAGCCAAUGAUGACCAAAAUAAAAACAGUUCUUAAAAGUCGUGGCCGUCCACCUACAGAGCCCUUGCCUGAUGGAUGGAUCAUGACAUUCCAUAACUCAGGCAUUCCUGUAUAUCUGCACCGAGAAUCCAGAGUUGUCAGCUGGUCCAGACCUUACUUCUUAGGAACAGGAAGCAUAAGGAAACAUGAUCCCCCGAUGAGUAGCAUUCCAUGUUUGCAUUAUAAGAAAAUGAAGGAAAAUGAGGAAAGGGAACAAAGUAAUGACAUCACCCCAAAUGGGGAAGUAUCGCCUAUAAAACUCAUGGAUAAGUCUUUAGAAUUUGACUGCCAAACAGAGGAGCCGGACUCCACUGCUGCUGAUUCUGGGACUUUAGAUGAGAAAGACCCACCUGGGGGAGAUGCAGCACAAGGAGCCUUAGGUCAAGUUAAGGCCAAGGUUGAGGUGUGCAAAGAUGAAUCAGUAGAUCUUGAAGAUUUUAGACACUACCUUGAAAAGCGUUUUGAUUUUGAACAAGUAACUGUAAAGAAAUUCAGAACUUGGGCAGAGAGACGACAGUUCAAUCGUGAGAUGAAGAGGAAACAAGCAGAGUCCGAGCGACCCAUUUUGCCAGCCAAUCAAAAACUUAUUACUUUGUCUGUGCAAGAUGCACCCACAAAAAAAGAGUUUGUUAUUAAUCCCAAUGGGAAGUCUGAAGUUUGCAUCCUUCAUGAAUAUAUGCAACGAGUCCUAAAGGUUCGACCUGUUUACAAUUUCUUUGAAUGUGAGAACCCAAGUGAGCCUUUUGGAGCCUCGGUUAUUAUUGAUGGAGUGACUUAUGGGGCAGGUACAGCAAGCAGCAAGAAACUUGCGAAGAAUAAAGCUGCCCGAGCUACACUGGAAAUCCUCAUUCCUGAUUUUGUUAAACAGACCUCUGAGGAAAAGCCCAAAGAUAGUGAGGAACUAGAGUAUUUUAACCAUAUCAGUAUUGAGGACUCACGGGUAUACGAACUGACCAGUAAAGCUGGACUAUUGUCUCCAUAUCAAAUCCUUCAUGAGUGCCUUAAAAGAAACCAUGGAAUGGGUGACACAUCCAUCAAGUUUGAAGUGAUUCCUGGUAAAAAUCAGAAGAGUGAAUAUGUCAUGACAUGUGGGAAGCACACCGUGCGUGGCUGGUGCAAAAACAAGAGAGUUGGGAAACAGUUGGCAUCUCAGAAAAUCCUUCAGCUGCUUCAUCCGCAUGUGAAAAACUGGGGGUCCUUACUGCGCAUGUAUGGGAGAGAGAGCAGUAAGAUGGUUAAGCAGGAGACGUCUGAUAAAAGUGUGAUAGAGCUUCAGCAGUAUGCCAAAAAGAACAAGCCAAAUCUGCACAUUCUGAACAAGUUACAGGAAGAAAUGAAGAAGUUGGCACAAGAAAGGGAGGAAACUCGAAAGAAACCCAAGAUGACAAUUGUCGAAUCUGCUCAACCUGGCAGCGAGCCUCUGUGUACUGUUGAUGUGUGAUCAGAAAGAAUAAUUGGGGAGCAAUAAAACGUGUGAAGAAAGCUAGUCCCCCCACCCAAUUUAAUUAAUAAUUGGUUUGCUUCAGAAUGCAAAAUAAUGUAACAAUCCAAGCUGCUUCAAAUAUGCAUUGUUCUUUUGCAUAAUCAGGGCAAUAGUACUGAACUUUGGAGGUGUUUUUU